Molecule: messenger RNA, 925 nt
Organism: Plasmodium vivax (malaria parasite P. vivax)
Lineage: Eukaryota; Apicomplexa; Aconoidasida; Haemosporida; Plasmodiidae
Exons: 5
Coding region: 1-642 (213 amino acids)
Molecular function (GO): peptidase activity
Source: RefSeq, a predicted model, not a curated record
AUGAAAAACUUCUUCCUGGUAGUGGCGUACGUGGAGGAAGUGUCUAAAAUACUUCCAAUGAUUUUCGUCCAAAUGAAUGAGAAAAAAAACAAAAAUGAGUAUGUAGAAUUACCCCUCGUUGACAGCACGGGCUUCUUAAAUGAAGGGGCACAUGAAGCAGACCAGGAUGAGAAGAAAGACACAGGGGUGGAUAAAUUUAGAUACAUUUACGCAAAUGAUACACUGGAAUAUAUUUUUUUCUCCUUGUGCUCAUCCGCCGGAUUUUCGAGCACCGAAAAUUUACUUUACGCUGCCCAGGCGACAAGGCAGAACUUUUUAUCCAUAAUUGUGUUAAGAAAUUUGAUCUGCGUGCUGUUCCACAUGAGCUGUUCCGGAGUAGCGUCUUACAAUAUUGCCACGCGAGUGAAACAGAAAAGUUGUGCUGCCAAUUUGCUGGGCGUCCUGGGCUGCCUCUUCACUUCUUCCCUCUUCCACGCAUUGUAUGACUACUCUAUUUUUUUCAGUUCGUUUAGUAUCCCCGCGUAUCAAGCUUCCUUUUUGACCCUGUUGUUUGUGUAUUGCUUCUUCUGCAUGCUGCUCAUCUUUUCCGUUCUUGUGAGGCGCUCCGCGAAGGGGAGAGGGGGGGGUCACUCGUGCGGAUGAGCGGGAGUGACAACGAAGGGGAGUGCGUAAAUGAAUACGCAAGUGUUUGCCCAAGUGAGUACCCUAGUGAGCACCCCCAUACGCAGGUGCACAUCCGCAACGGUGCGUGUCCCCCCUUCUGCGCAAUUUGUCUUUUUAUUUUUUCCGUCAUCUCAUAAUUAAAAGAGCCACCACCCACAUUUUUGUGCAUGUGUUGUUUUCAAGAGACUACUACCAAUUGGGGAAAUGCUCCAUUUGUGAGAAUUCCAUUUUGUUAAUUAUUUAUUUUUUCCCAUUUGGGAUG